AGAAGUUCGAUUAGGUGGGGAAAUUUAAAAACAUCUCACUAACCCGUAAGAUGGAACCUAAAUUAAAUAACAGGGAUAAAAAGCCGUAACGCACUAUCGGAUCAAAUCGACAGUAUUAGCGACAUGACGACGGAGGCGGCGCCGGCGAGCAACGACUCGAUCCCGAAACCGGAAGAGGAGGACCCCGACGAUGAGGACGAAGAUCUGCUCGUGUUCACGGCGUACACUCCGCAGUCGUGGGAGGACCAGCUCGAGACUGAGCACCGGCUUAAGGAAAAGGAGGAAGACAACAAACGGCACCAGGGCGAGGCACAUCUUGUCGAUGGCGAGCUGCAGUUCGUCGCCGAGGAGCACCAUGGGCCGGUGAAGACGCGUAAUCCGAAUCUGGUGGAGGGCAACCAGUUGAAGGAGGAUAUUGAACCUGAGUUCCCAAAGGAGCUGUACGGGCAACCCAUCGAGGAGAUCGACAAGAUCAUCAAGGAACAUGACAAGACUUUCUGUGUGAUAUCGCCGCGUUUCAAGCGCGAGUAUAUCUUCCGGUUCUCAUCCACGUCAUCUUUCUACCUACUGAGACCAUGGAAUCCUUACCGGAAGUUAUGUGUGUACAUCGCCUGCAACCAGUACUUCGACUACUUCAUCAUUCUAACCAUCCUGUGCAACUGCAUUUUCCUUGCGAUGCCGACUGAACCAGCAGCAGAUACGGCUGAGUAUGUAUUUCUGGGCAUCUACACCCUGGAGAUGUUACUGAAACUGUCAGCGCGAGGGUUGAUCAUUAACUCGUAUACAUACCUACGAGACGCAUGGAACUGGCUGGACUUUGUCGUAAUAUUAUCGGCGUAUGUCACAACUAUAAUUGAGAACUCUGGGACCACGUCUAAUGUUGCCAACCUCCAGGGAAUCCGAACAUUCAGAGUCUUCCGGGUCCUUCGAACCAUCUCCAUAGUUCCAGGUUUGAAGACCAUAGUGAACUCAUUACUUCGAGCUUUCAAGAUGUUACUGGAGGUUAUGAUGCUCAUAACGUUCUGUCUUAUGGUGUUUGCACUAUUUGCCCUACAAAUCUACAUGGGCAGCCUGCGACAGAAGUGUGUGGCUGAUUUUCUGCCCAACAGCACCAUCAGCUUCAAUGACCACAUCAAGGACUCAAACAACUGGUAUAAGGGAGGGUACCUCUGUGGAAACAGCUCGGGGACACAGACCUGUCCUGAUAAUUACACCUGCAUGAAGGAUAUUGGUGACAACCCACGCUGGGGUUACGUGAGCUUUGACCACUUUGGAUACGCUAUGCUGACCUCUUUCCAGCUCAUUACUAUGGACUUCUGGGAAGAUACCUAUAACAUGGUUUUGCAGACAUCAGGUCCCCUGAACGUGAUCUUUUUCAUCGUGGUCAUCUUCUUUGGUGCGUUCUACCUGAUUAACCUGUUGUUGGCCGUAGUUGCCAUGUCCUACGAGCAGGAAUCAGAGGCAGCAGGAAAGUGGCAUUUUCAGAGAAAACAGGGUAAACAGGAGAAAGAAAAAGAACUGAAAAACAAAGAAAGGAAAAGAAAGCAAAAAAAGAAGAAAGAGAAAGAAAGGCUAGCAAGAGAGGCGGCGGCCGGCGCCGCUGCAAAUGGCCUUGCAAAUGGUCCCGACAAUCAUGUUUCCCAUCCACCUCCCUCCAAUAACAACGAGGACUCCUAUCUACAGCUUCAUAAAGAAACCAACAACGCAGGGAGACCUGGUGUGAAAAUAAACACAAACUCCACAACACGUCCCCUUGGCAACCCAAACCAUGCCAACAAUGGUGACCCUAAACCCGGCAUCAACACUGACCCCAAACCAGGCAGACGCAACCCAAUGGUAAAAAUGGCAAGCAAGGAUAGCGGUACCGGGAAUUCCGUGGAGAGUUCACGCUCAAAUGGUAGCAAGGAAGGGGACCUUGGAAAUGAGGGUGGAAGUAACAACGGGAGCACGAUUGAUAUACUAAAAUCAGAUAGCCGUAUACAUCCCAGGAAGCCAUUUGUAAAGCAGGCUAGCAUGGGAAUGAUUGCAAAUGAGAGUAAUCCGCUCUUCCCUCUAGAGGUUCUGCCCCCAAUACCAAAGGUUUCAUCCUCGGGGGUCAAUUUUGAUAACAAGAGAGGAUCAGUUGGAGACAACGACAUAGACCAGGGAGUGUUUGAGGACCCAAGCUUUUCUGAGAGCCCGGAUGGUGAAAAUGGAACAAAGGAAAAGGAAGGUCCUGGCCGGAAAUAUAUCCGGGAAACCUACCCCCACAUCACCAUUAUAGACGUUGGCAAUGGAAACCCGGAAAUUGAGCGUGAGCCCGGCCAGCUGAUAAACCGCAACCCCCUGUGCUGCUACGACUGCUGUGGGGGACGCCUCAUGGUAGGCUGGAUGUGGUACCAGCAGGUCUGUUUCAGCAUUGUCUCUGAGCCCAUGUUCGACUUGUUCAUCAUUCUGUGCAUCGUGCUCAACACGCUGUUCAUGACCAUGGAGCACUACCCGCAGACCGACACGUUCACGCUGACACUCAGCGUUGCCAAUUAUUUCUUCUCUGCGGUUUUCAUCCUGGAAGCGGUGUUGAAGCUGAGUGCUCUAACCAAGCACUACUUCAAGAACAAGUGGAACAUAUUUGACCUUGUCAUCGUGGCCAUCAGCAUCCUUGACAUGUCCGUGACCUCUGUGGAUGGCCUCUCAGUCAUCAGGAUCUGCAGACUGUUACGCGUGUUCAAGCUGGCCCAAUCGUGGCCCACGAUGCGUCUGCUGCUGGCGAUCAUCAUGAACACCCUGGGCGCCCUUGGCAACCUCACUCUCAUCCUUCUCAUCGUCAUCUACAUCUUUGCCGUUGUCGGCCUCCAACUCUUCAAUGACAAAUACACGGAUGACAAGUUUGAGCCAGGGGAAAUAAUCAGGUGGCACUUUAAGGACAUAUUCCAUGCGUUCAUGAUGAUAUUUCGAGUGCUGUGUGGUGAGUGGAUAGAGCCGCUGUGGGACUGCAUGCGUGCUUCAGAUGAACUCUGCAUGGUCGUCUUCCUGCCUACCUUGGUGAUAGGAAACUUCAUCGUGCUGAAUCUCUUCCUUGCCUUGCUGCUGAGCGCAUUCGCAACCGACAGCAUCAAGGGCUCCGAUGAUGAGGGAGAUGACGAGAACAGCAAACUGAAGAUUGCAAUCCAGCGCAUCAUCCACCUGUUCUGCUGCUGCUUCAAGAAGAAGUCCAAGGCAGUGAACUCCGUGUCACCAGACAUCGAAGAGCCUGAUGAGACUGAGAGGAAAGAGACCCCCACAGAGGGUGAAACGAAGAUCAUUGUGACAAAUGGCAUAGACAAGAAGCAGUCCAAUGGUACAGCUGUUAAGGACAUUAAAACAGUAGACAAUGCCUUUACAACCAAGACAAAACGAGACCAGUUCAAGGACUUUAAUAAGGCCAUGGACAAGUCAAAAGAGGAAAAGAAGGAAGGUUCACCAGAAAACCAGCCUAAAGAAGAGAAGAAGAAAACAACUACGGACAACAAGGAUAGCAAACCCAAGGAUAAGGCUGUUGUAAUUAAUGAAAAGGACAAAGAACCUGAUGAGGAAGAAUUGGCUAAGAAAGGCAUUGUUUUGUACAAAAUACCAAAGAAACCAAAGAAAGAAAAGAAGGAUUCCAAAGACAAGAACAAGGUGGACUCAACGCUAAAUAAUCCUAGCAACAGCAACAAGGACGCUGAUGAUAUGGAGCUUGGCGCUGAGGCUUCAACAAUUCCAAAAGACGAGACAGAAGAAGAGGAAAAAGUGAAGACAAUAGAAAUACGUACAUGUUGGCCCCUGCCUUGUGCUAAAAAGUUUGAGUCCAAGAAAUGGUGUGCCUGUUGUUGGACCCACACCGACGGGGAGAUCUACAGAAAAUGGUUCCGUGUGCGCGUUAUGAUGAACAUGAUCGUGGGCCACAAGGUGUUUGAGGGCUUUAUCCUGCUCAGCAUCGCCAUCAGCAGCAUCACCCUGGCUUUUGAAGACGUGGACCUGUACAAGAACCAGACAACCCAGGACGCUCUGUUCUGGUUGAAUAUCAUUUUCACGGUCAUCUUUGCCUUGGAGAUGUUGAUGAAGUGGGUGGCGUUUGGCUUCCGUAAAUACUUCUCCAGCUUCUGGUGUUGGCUGGACUUCGGGAUCGUUGUUAUAUCCUUUGCAAGCCUUAUAGCUGACGCCCUUGGUGGAGCCAAUCUCUCAGCCUUCCGUGCCAUGAGAACACUUCGGGCUCUUCGUCCCUUGCGCGCUGUGUCACGAUGGGAAGGAAUGAGGAUUGUUGUGAACGCGCUGAUCAUGGCGGUCCCAUCCAUCAUAAACGUGUUACUUGUCUGCCUGGUUUUCUGGCUUAUCUUUGCCAUCAUGGGUGUGCAGUUCUUCAGCGGAAAGUUUUGGAAAUGUGUCGACAGCACGGGCGAAAAAGUGUCAAAGGAGAUCGUGAAGACCAAGGAUGACUGCAACUCGACCAUGUAUAGCUGGCAGAACAGCAAAAUCAACUUUGAUCACGUGGGAAAUGCCUUCCUUGCACUGUUUCAAAUCGCAACGUUUGAGGGCUGGAUGGAGGUGAUGGUGGACGCCGUGGACAGCGCCGGCAUCGAUGAGCAGCCUAGCUUUGAGAACUCCCUCUAUGCCUACCUGUUCUUCAUUGCAUUCAUCGUCUUUGGCGCUUUCUUCACUCUUAACCUGAUUAUCGGUGUUGUCAUCGACAACUUCAACCAACUCAAGAAAAAGUAUGACGGCAGUUACCUGGACCUGUUCCUCACUUCUGGACAGCGACAGUACUACAACACCAUCAAGAAACUUGGAAACAAAAAGCCACAGAAGACAAUAAGACGACCAAAGAACAAGGUGCAGAGCGUGUUUUACGACAUCGCAGUGAGCAGCAAGUUUGACCUGUGCAUCGUGGUUGUGAUCUUCCUGAACAUGAUCCAGAUGGCGGUGGACCACUAUGGGCAGACUCAGGCAGUCACUGACGUCCUCUCCAUGCUCAACAUCCUCUUUGUGGUCAUCUUCACACUUGAGUCUGUCGUAAAGAUCAUCGGAUUGCGCUGGCACUACUUCACCCAGCCCUGGAACAUCUUUGACUUUUCCGUUGUGAUUGUGUCACUGCUAGAUAUCGUUGCACUGGUGGCCAGCUACAAUGGUAUCAUACUCAGUGACGUCAUGUCCAACGUGCCUGUCAGCCCAACCAUGCUCCGCGUGGUCCGGGUGUUCCGUAUUGGGCGUGUGCUCCGACUAAUCCGCUCCGCCAAGGGCAUCAGGAAGCUGCUGUUUGCUCUGAUCAUGUCUCUGCCUGCCCUGCUGAACAUUGGCAUGCUGCUGUUCCUCAUCAUGUACAUCUACACCAUCAUCUGCCUCUCCCAGUUCCAGAAUCUAAUGAUCCAAGGUGCCUUCAAUGAUGAUGUCGUCAACUUUAAGACAUUUGCUAACAGCUUCCUGCUCAUGUUUCGACUGUCCACCGGGGCUGGGUGGAAUGACGCUCUGAAUACCCUGAUGGUUUCAGAGCCCAGUUGUAACAGCACACACUUUGAGCGGGAGCCUGGAGUGUGGAUAGAGAGUUCUGGAGGGAACUGCGGGAAUUCUGGCCUUGCAAUAAUUGUGUUGACUUCUUAUAUUCUCAUCCUGCGCUUAGUGGUGAUAAACAUGUUUAUUGCGGUGAUUCUUGAGAAUUUUAAUCAGGCUCAUGAACAAGAAUCUGUCGGAAUCACGGAAGACGAUUUUGAAAUGUUUUACUCUAUAUGGGAGAGGUAUGACCCGCUUGCCACUCAGUUUAUUAAAUAUGAACAGCUCUCAAACUUUGUGGCUGACCUUGAGCCACCUCUGGGCAUUCAGAAGCCAAAUGAGAUAGCACUUGUGUCAUUUGACUUGCCCAUAGUUGAAGGGGACAAGUUGCAUUGUCUGGAUGUUCUAAUGGCGUUGGUCAAGUAUGUCCUAGGCAAUGUCGAAGAGACGGAGGAAUUCCUGAAGCUACACACUCAGAUGGAGCUCAAGUUCCAGGCGGCGUUCCCAACACGUGUGAACACGACGAAGAAGACCACCACAAUGAUGCGAAAGAAAGAGGAUGUGGCUGCAAAAACUCUGCAGAGGGCGUGGAGAAGCUGGAAGGCUCAAAAGCAGAUGAAGAGUAUUGCCACCUUGGCCAUGCAGCAAAAGAAUCAAAGUAAGAGCGGGCUCUCUAUAGAAUCUCGCACCAAAAAUAGCUCAAUUCGCAGCCUUGGACACAGACUGUCUACGGCUUUAAGUUCUUUCUUUAGUUCUUCGCGCCCUAGCAGUGCUAUCAGUCAGCUAAGUGUUAAAAGCUCCAGCCCUACAGUGUCAGGAAUAAACACCAGGGAUAGUAUACAUAGGAAAGCGAAAAGUGCGAUGGAGAUGCCGAAAGUUACGACUUUAUACGGUCCUGAAAGGGACCAAGACAUUGAGUUGUGAUAGGGGUAAUAGUAUACUGUGGUAUGUGUUAUUGUGUGGGUUGGUGGAUGGGGCAGGUCUGGUACUUGUUCUGCAGGCUCAUAGUUGGUGGCCCAGUGCACAGCAAUGCCAGCAUGUGGAGUUGCUCAUAUCCGAAGUCCUGGACUGUGUGCCCGCGUACAUCACAUGACUUUUGAUGCAUCUAGCAGGGGACUGGUGCUAGAAUGUCCAUGCUUGAAGCAGCACUUAUUGCUGGCAAUAAUGAAUCUAAAAAUCGCUAUAAAAACUUAAACAGUGUUAAAGCAACAGUGUUAGACUAAAUUGGUACAAAUCAUACAAGUAUCCUGUUUUACAAAUUUCAACUUCUUUGCUUCAUUUGCUGUUAUGUGUAACAGAUAUUUGAACAUGAACUGUGUAAGUUAUUGUCUCAAAUUACCAUUGCAUUUAUUCAGAUGACUUACGAUGUAAUGAAUUAAUACAAUUGAAAUAAAUUUAACUUAUAUCAAAUUGAAACAUACAAAAGUCAUAGCAAUAAGUGUUUUAAAAGCAAAAUAAUCUUUGUCAAAUUUAAACUAACUGAUAGACCCUGUCACAAGAGCAGAAUACACUGGGAAAACUGAGCUUUAUGCAUGUGGCUAAAGUGUUGUCCCAGAUAAGCUUUUGGAAUCUGCACAGGCUAAUCAGGGCUGAUUCGUUCUGCAUAGAGUGGAGGUUUGUUUAGAUGAGAUUUCCGUUAAAAUGUUACUCGCAUAAAAGUGUUAAGUGGUGGCCUUGAUUAGCCAGUACAGACUGCAUAGGCUUAUUUGGGAAGACACAUUCCGCAUGUGCAUUAAGCUCAGUUUCCCCAGAGUGUUUGUCAUUUAUUUCCACAUGUUUCGGUCAGUGUGUUGGCUGUUUUGAGAAUCUUUAAAGCUCAGUGAAGUAAAUUUGUAACAGUUAGUUUUUCAAUAUUACAGUACUAUCUUUAUAUUAUUUCACAAUUGUUUUUUAUUUUGAUUGAAAUAUUAAUUUCAUGUAAGAUUUUGCAUAUGUAAGAAGAUAAUGAUUUAAUUAACCAUUUUUUGACAUCUACCAUGGAUUGCAUUCGAAAUAAAUGAAUCAUUUUCACAUAAAAAAAUUAUUUCAAGGUUCCAUGAUUCUCUUAUUAUGUUAUGUUGUGACACAAAAACAUAGAAUAACUAAAUAUUGUAAAAUUGUUAUACUUAUUUUGCUAGGCAGCAGGUUUUACAGUGGAUGUUAGUUGUCUAUUCCAGCGAAGCUUGUUGAAGUCUUAUUGAUUGCAAGUUGCAUUUAUAUUUUUUUAAACACAUUUAAUCUUUUAUGUAAGAAAUAACUGUGCCUUAAACACACAUAGAUAAAGCCCAUAUCUAUUGCAAUGAUUGUGUUAAUUCAAACGAGUACUCACAUUUUGGAUUAAAUUUACUUAAUGGAGGAAAUUCUGCUUUCACAUAACUUCUACUUUACCUUGUACUUCUUUUAUAACUUAUAAUUACAAUUUUGUAAUUUUAAUGCAAACAGAAAAUAAUGUAUGGAACAGCAGUGUAAUGAAUUCAUCAAUUCAUUAGUAUGAUGUCUUAUUUUAGCCACAAUUCAAAAAUGGGUCUGAUGCCAUAUGCUGCCAGUGUAGCUCCACACCAACAUGCACAGUCGUGCAGUCUGUCUAGAAGCUACCCUGUCCGCUAACAAGACCAUGAAAUCUUGCUUGACUUUAUGGCAGACUAGGUAGUUCCUGACCAUACUGCAACACAGUGCCGGAUGGUCUGGAGCUAUGAUGGCCAUAUUUGACAUAAAACCCAUUUUCGCACAAUAAAGCUCAUUUUAUCAACACUUAUAAGCUUGCUCCUUAACUGGGUACCUAUGGCCAGUUAGAUUUGUUUGUUUUGAUGUUGAUAUAUUAAAUGUCAAUACAUUCAUAUACAAAAUUUGGCUAAUCCUCGUUUGUGUAAAUAUAUACGGUAACUUGUGUUGAUGUGGAUGUUAAUGUCAGGUGUUUAAUAUGUAUUCAAAUUGUAUUGUUCUAAUUUAAUUCUAUUGUUUUACCCUUGCCAAAAAGUAUUACAGAUUCUGUGAUAUAUGUGGUCCUUGCUUUUUCAGAUAUGAGCCUUACAUUAUGUUUCUGUAAUGUUACUUGUAAUUUACUUUUGGGAAAUUUAGGGAUAGUAUUUGAAGAUUAAGCGUGAAACUUUUGUAUCUGUUGACAUUUAAGCCAGGCUUUGAGAAAAUGGCGUUAAAUUAAUAUUUGUAAAUUAUCUUCCCAAAUUAGCCUGUGCAGUCCACAUAAGCUAAUCUGGGAUGACAAUUUCUGCCUGCAUGGAAUUCUGUGUUUAAAGGAAGACACUUCUUGGAAAAAAUCAAAUUUGAAAAGGAAAGAGUUGUCCCUGAUUAGCCUCUGCAGACUGCGCAGUCUAAUAUGGGACGACACUUGACAAACAUGCAUUAAAGCCCGUUUUCCCAAAGCAAGUCUUAUUUCCAUACCAGAUAGGAUAGUUUCACACCCAGCCCUUAAAUUACUUGUUCGCUUUCCUGUCUAUGAUUAUGGAUUAUCAUUGUUUGUUAUGUACUACUUUUUCAUGCAAAACAUGUUAAAUCUUUGAAUGCUUUCAUGUUUUUGGUAUUAUAUUUAUUGCCUGUUGUUAUUGAUAAUUACACAUUUAUGUAUUUGAUUUGUUGUAUCUAGAAAAUUCAUGUAAAAUAGGAUCAUUUUUCUAGACCAUAAAAUAUAUUGCAUUUAGCAUGUACAAUUGUUAAUUUGAUUCAAAACUGAUGUUUAUGUGGUAUGUGUCUGUCAUUAUGUUAUUGUCAUAGUUGGUCGUUGCCAUUUAAGCCCAUCAUUAUAACACUGAUCCAUAUAGUCAGCUGUUUGGUGUUAUUUGUUUCAAUUGUAUGUAGUUUUUUAAUUUAAGAGGAUUCUUCCUCUGAAAGCACUUCUCAUUAGUAAAAUAUAAGUCUCGCUAUGGGGUAACAGGGCUUAAUGCAUUUGCAUAAAGGUAGGAAGUGUCAUACCAGAUUAGCCUGUGCAGUCUGCUCAGGGUCAACACUUCCAGCCUUUACUGGAUUUUCACUAUAAAGAGAAAUCCUUUAACAAAGAAUACAAUUAAAGCAGAAAGUGUUUUACCUGAUUAUCCUGUGUGGACUGUACAGGCUAACCUGUUAUAAAACAUCCCUCUUGCAUUAAGCCUGGUUUUCGCAGAGCAAGGCUUAUAUUGAGUGUCUUCGUGGUGCUUGGAAGUUGGUCUGGUUUGCAUUUGAAAAUGUCUGUAUGUGAUUGUGUCAACCAGUCAGCAUAUUAAUGUUUAGUAUUGCUUGAACAGCAAUAUCUACAUGAAUCUUUUCUGAACCCUUCUCAUCAAAUGUUUUUCAAAGUUUAGGGUUUAAUGAUGCUGUGUUAACACUUGUGAAAACUGUUCCCAAAUACAACAUUUACAAAGACACAAAUUAUGUUAACACAAUAUACCGGCUUUACCCUCAUAGUCGAAUAAAUUAGAAACUUGAAAAUCAAAACUUUAUUGUUAAUAUAUUGCAGAAGUAACAAUUUGAAGUUUUAAAAGGAAUAGAUUUGGGUUCUACAGAGAAUCGUAUUAAUCAAAAAGUAUCAUGCAAGUGUUUGUAGAUAAAAAUGAUUGAUUGAUAUUUAUGAUGUAAAAUAUGUGUUGAAGAAACUAUUUUUGACAUGAACAGUGAAGUCAGAAGCAUUUAGCGGUUGUUAUAAACAUGUAGAUUCCUGCAGAACAGCUGCCUUUGAAUCAGCAGAUGUACAUAUAUUUGAUACUGGGAUAUUUAUUUGUUUUCCCAUGAGUUGGAAUUAUUUGUAUUUGUUUGUUUCACCUUUCUAGCCUCAGUAACAUUACGCUAUGUUGACCAAAGGUUUAUAAAUAAAUGAAAAAAGUUU
Messenger RNA from Dreissena polymorpha, 10273 nucleotides. Its product is annotated as sodium channel protein 1 brain-like. Bases 124 to 6405 code for a protein of 2093 amino acids. The transcript is spliced from 32 exons. Gene Ontology annotation, molecular function: voltage-gated sodium channel activity. Lineage: Eukaryota; Metazoa; Mollusca; Bivalvia; Myida; Dreissenidae. Gene Ontology annotation, cellular component: plasma membrane; voltage-gated sodium channel complex. The record is from RefSeq and is a predicted model, not a curated record. Gene Ontology annotation, biological process: membrane depolarization during action potential; sodium ion transmembrane transport; neuronal action potential.